Cicer arietinum (chickpea) is the source of this 1717-nucleotide messenger RNA. RefSeq names its product probable receptor-like protein kinase At5g20050. NCBI's taxonomy places the organism in Eukaryota, Viridiplantae, Streptophyta, Magnoliopsida, Fabales, Fabaceae. Gene Ontology annotation, biological process: protein phosphorylation. The record is from RefSeq and is a predicted model, not a curated record. Gene Ontology annotation, molecular function: ATP binding; protein kinase activity.
UCCAACUAAUAUCUCAUAGAACAUGAAAAAAUGGUCCCAAUAAAUAAGUAUUUAAAUCUACAACAACCAUAUAAAUUUAACUACCCACUCACUCUGCUCCUGUGAUAUAACUAACGAACCUGGAACCAUAAACAGAAUCUUUGUCCAUCUCAUCUUAAAAAACAAAACAUAUAAAAAAAUAAUAAAGUUUGAAUGGAAGACAGAAAAGUGAACACGAUCGCUGCUAUAUCAGUGGUUGCUCUUGUAAUCGUAAUCAUCAUAUGUCGUGUGUCAUUAAAACUCUCAAAAGCUUUCUUCUUAAUCUGUGGCGCUUCAAUCGCCGUAAUCCUCGCUGUGUUUUCAUGCAUACUCAUAAGACAACGUUACAACAAAAGAAGAAGAAAAUUAGAAUCACAGAUAAAAUCAGAAGGAAGAGAGCUUCGAAUAGAGUACAGUUUCUUAAGAAAAGUUGCAGGGGUUCCAACAAAGUUUCGUUACAAGGAGCUAGAAGAAGCAACCGAUGGCUUUCAAGCACUACUUGGUAAAGGGUCAUCAGCUUCAGUUUUCAAAGGAAUUCUAAACGAUGGAACUUCAGUUGCUGUGAAAACAAUUCAUGGUGAAGAAAGAGGUGACAGAGAGUUUAGAUCAGAAGUUGCAGCUAUUGCUAGUGUUCAACAUGUUAAUCUUGUGAGACUUUUUGGUUAUUGUAAUUCUCCAACACCACCUAGGUACCUUGUUUAUGAGUUUAUUCCAAAUGGGUCAUUGGAUUGUUGGAUUUUUCCUUUGAAGGAAAAUAGGACACCGAGGCGUCGAUGUGGUUGUUUACCAUGGAAUUUAAGGUAUAAAGUUGCUAUUGAUGUUGCAAAAGCAUUGAGUUAUCUUCAUCAUGAUUGUAGAUCUACUGUUUUACAUCUUGAUGUUAAGCCAGAGAAUAUACUAUUAGAUGAAAAUUAUAAAGCACUUGUUUCUGAUUUUGGUCUUUCAAAGCUUGUUGGAAAAGAUGAGAGUCAUGUUUUGACAACAAUAAGAGGAACUAGAGGGUAUUUAGCACCUGAAUGGUUAUUAGAACGUGGAAUUUCUGAGAAAACUGAUAUAUAUAGUUAUGGAAUGGUUCUGUUAGAGAUGAUCGGAGGGAGAAGGAAUGUUUCUAAAGUGGAAGAUGUUAGCGACAAGUCAAGGACAAAAUGGGAAUUUUUUCCUAAAAUUGUGAGUGAGAAAUUGAGAGAAGGGAAAUUAAUGGAAAUUGUGGAUAAAAGGGUAGUGGAAUUUGGAGGUGUUGAUGAGAGUGAAGUGAAUAGAUUGGUGUGUAUUGCUUUGUGGUGUAUACAAGAGAAACCAAGGUUGAGGCCUAGAAUGGUUGAAGUUGUUGACAUGCUUGAAGGACGUGUGAGGGUGGAAGAACCACCAGGUACUAGAAUGAUUCUUCUUGAUUUGUUAGCUGUUGAUGAAGAUCCUGCUGAUAAUAAUAAUCUAGCAAGGUUGUUGACUUCUGUUUCUAGUCAUGUUGAUUGUACUACUUCUAAUUACUCUUUAGGAUCCACUAUUUUAUCUGGUAGAUAGCACUUUUCUUAUUAUUAUUUUAGUUUUUUUAAUUGCAUAAAUUGGUACUAAGUUUUAUAACUUUCAAUGAGGAAAUUAUGUAUCUAUAUAGUUGACAUGUUCUUAACUCUUGAGUCAGUGAAGGCAUUGCUAUUCUGUAAAUGAUUUUUGGCAUCCAUUUGACUACAACUUUUGCUGA